Molecule: messenger RNA, 6876 nt
Organism: Boleophthalmus pectinirostris (great blue-spotted mudskipper)
Lineage: Eukaryota; Metazoa; Chordata; Actinopteri; Gobiiformes; Gobiidae
Gene: stard5
Product: StAR-related lipid transfer (START) domain containing 5
Exons: 6
Coding region: 384-1019 (211 amino acids)
Molecular function (GO): lipid binding
Source: RefSeq, a predicted model, not a curated record
CUUCCACUAGCGUUUACUACUUACUACCUCUCGUGGUAAUUUUUCAUUUUAAUUAAAUACUACAAAAAUGGAUUACCGUGCGUCGUUUCAGUAGCCUUUUUAGGAUUAUUAGCAACGUUGACAUUGGAUACACUCGCUUGUCGAUCGCUUUUUGCUGUAACCUUGAUGCUAUUUCCCCAACAAUGAUGCCAAAAUAUCUACUCAUUCACUGACACGAUUUACCUGAGGAUCACCUGCCAACGUGGACAUGUUUUUGCUUGUGCAACGUGGAACAACAUCUUAAAUUGACCUAAAAAUCCUUCUGGCAUUGGUAGCCAUCAUUGCAUCCUCCCUUUCUGCCCCUUAUCUGGAUUAAUUGUUUGGGUUUUUAUCAAGUUAUAAACAUGGAAUACGAGGAUAGAGCCAAGUUUGCUGCAGAACGCCUUUUGGGGUAUACAAAAGAUCCAUCCGGGUGGAAAGUGUGUAAAAAAUCCAAUGACGUGGUUGUGUCCUGGCGUCCCUCAGUUGAGUAUCCUGGAAAUGUAUACAAAGGGGAGGCGGUGGUGAACGGGGGUCUCCUCAAAGUGUGGGAGUGUCUCAAACCGAUCCCCAACGGCCUCAGGGUCAAAUGGGACACUAACGUCAAGAAAUUUGAGCUCCUGCAGCAGAUCACAGAGGAAGUGUCCGUCUGUCGUACUGUCACGCCCUCCGCCGCCAUGGGCAUCAUCUCUCCACGAGACUUUGUCGAUGUCAUUGUUGUUAAAAAGUACGAAGAUGGCACCAUUUCAUCCAAUGCGACCAACGUGCUCCACUCAUCGUGCCCCCCACAGCCGGGCUUCGUCAGGGGCUUUAACCAUCCGUGUGGCUGCGUCUGUGUCCCCGUGCCUGGAGAGCCGAACAAGACGCAGGUGUUCACAGUGUUCCAGACAGACCUGGGGGGGCUGCUCCCUCGCUCCGUCGUAGAGUCCUUCUUCCCCUCCAGCAUGACCGAGUUCUAUUCAAACUUAACCAAAGCUGUCAAGUCCCUCAAAGACUUCUGACAGGGCACGACAGGAGACCACAAGAAACCCCAGAAGACCACAGGAGACCACAGGAGACCACAGGAGACCACAGGAGACCACAGGAGACCACAGGAGACCACAGGAAGAACACAGAAGAACACAGAAGAACACAGGAGAUCACAGAAGAACACAGGAGCUAUAAGAGCCAGUAGACUGUUAACGGCAAGUAACUAUGGGGGUGUACUCACUGUUCUGUGUCCCAUAAAAGCAUAAGGCCUUAGUUUACCACAAUAUUACAACACUGACUUAUAUUUAAACCACUUGCCUGACCAGCCAGUCCAUUCUACAUUCUGUUUAAAUCCAGAAGGUUCUUUAAUCGGACCAUAGAGCGUGAAAAACCUCUGUCCAAACUUGCCGCUAAUUUGUAUCACAUCUCUUCUUGAAUUCUCAUAUCAUUCAGAACAAAAUAUAUAACUUUUACCUUAGAUAAUUAACAGUUUACUGCUUUGAUUGUUGCUGAAGUCCCCACUCUUUCUCAUUUCUCAGGAGUAAAAAAGAAAAAGAAAAACUAACUCCAGCUCCAGUAUGUUUGUUUUCACGCCCUCGGAAAUCGAAUAGACAGGAUUCCAUUCCAGACGCAUUCAUCUUUGUCAAAGCGUGCGGUUCAGGCUGGUCAGGGAAAUGAACCAGGGCAUCUCUUUUCACAAAUGUAGAAAAUAUUACAUUUACAUUCAAAGCACUUGCUCUAAAGAAUGGAAAACAACUGGAGUAGGAUCAAGUAGGGCUGGGCAAUAUGACUAACUGUAAUCUCAUGGUGACAUUUAGAUGUGUAAACUGUUUAUUUUAUUUACAUAUUUUUUACUCAAACUUUUAUUGUUUUUUUUUUUAGUUUUGACUUGAGCCUUACAUUUAUAGCUCCUCCAGUUUUUGAAAUCCUAAACUUAUACUCAACACAACUAAUAAGUAACCAUAUAUGGCCAAACAUUUGCCAUUUAAUUGGCUUUUGAGUUCAGAUCUGUACCUUUUGCUAGGCCUGUCACGAUUUGAAAUUUUGAAGCACAAUAUAAUAAUAAUAAUAAUAUUUAAAAUACUGACAAAAUAACAAUAAAGCUUUCCAACUUUCACCAGGUCUAAACCAGGUCUAUAUUAUAACUUUUCCAGUUCUUAAAGUGCACAACACCACUGACAAUGUUUUCCUAAUAAAAUAUUAUCCAAAGUAGGAAUGGGACAAUAUUGAAAUUUGGUGUCAUGAUUAUCAUGAUGAGAAUAACAGCGAUUAACGAUUAUGUCACGAUAAUCAUCAAAGAAUACAGAAGAAUACAGUUUAAAAUAUUAUGGAUAUGAAUAAUUUUAAGAAUUAUUUUAAUAUUAUGAAUAGGUUCCAGGUUUAAACAUCUGUUAUGGACUUUAUUAUAAGUAAAAACAACAAUGAUCUAGAAGAGACCAUCAUGGAUAUGUGGUCUUUUUCUUGCACAUUCUGACGAUAAAAUGCAGAUUAUUAUUUUUUUUAUUAUCACGUUUAUAUAGAAUGUCCCACUGAUGAUUAUUAUUUUUAAGAUAAACAUACUGAUUGUUUACUGUCCCAUCCUUACAGCUUAAAUUUUAUCGUAUUACAACAAAAAUAACAAAAUCUCCAAACUAUUGCAAAGAAAAGUACUCAUGAUAAAUAUCAAUCCCCAGAAGUUACAGCGAGGAGAAAAUUCAGUUUGUCUACUGCAGCUGCUUGGAUGAGCUGUGAAAUGUCUUCAACCAAACUAACUUUUGUCCAGUCGACAAACUGAAUUUUCUCCUCACCAUGGAUUCUACCUGGACGACUGAGGGAUUCUUCACACCCAGAAGUUAUAGUUCCAUCUUUUCAAGCAAUCAAUCAUUGCAUUUAUAUAGCGCUUCAUUGAUGGACAAGAGGCUGCCAAUCUGCGGCAUCGGCCCCUCCGACCACCACCGACACUCACACUACACUUUCUUACUAGUCGAUGCAGGUGAAGUGUCUUGCCUAAGGACACAAUGACAGUUUUUGUGACUGGUGCCCCCCUGUGGCACGUGAUUUUUCCAGCAAUCUCCCAUCCGAGUCCUACCCAGGCCCGGCCUUGCUUAGAUCCUGACGAGAUCAGACUUUGACAAGCUGCUGUGGCCUUUUAUUGAUAAGUGGAUAUAGUAAUUAUCGUGACAGGCUUAACUUUAGCACCAAUAAACAAACCCAGUGUCUCACGCUGUAUCUGUGUUGUCUGACAAACAGUGGUUUAAAUCUUUUUUUUAACUGUGCAUUGCGUAAAUUUUCUAGUGGAUGGUCCAUCAGAUGCUUUUCUCCAUGGAGAUGUUAUCGCUUCACCUGUAAUGUUUCACAGUGCGGUAUUAAAUUUUCCUAUCAUCAUGGAGCCCAAACUAGACCAAGUUACAGGUCAGAUCUGUGGUGAGGCAACUCCGCUCACAGCUUUUUUUUUUUUUUUUUUUACAUUUUUGAGCUAUAAAACCACCUGUAAUUGAAUAUAUGUAAGGUAGAGCUGUUUAAAGUCGGGUGCCGGACCCUCCACUAGAAAAGUUACAAACCACUCCUGGGUCUGCUGUUAACAUGCAUGUCAAACGGCCCUAGUCUUUUAUGCUGGAGCUAGAUUCAAUGACUUAUUAUUUUAAAUGUGUGUCAGCUAUGUAAUUAUGUACGUGUGGUGCGUUCACUGCCUCUUUUCAAAGUCCGACUGCAACAAAAGCAUGUUAUUGAUGUUAUAAACUGCUGCUGAAUAGUUAUUUUUAGACAUUUCUGUUUUGUUUUUUCAUAUUUACCACAAAUUAAGGAUCCAAUUUGGGCUGGGUACAGUUGAAUUUGUUUACAGUGCAGUAUUAUUAUUUGGAUUAAAAAAAUUAUAAAAAUGUAAAAACAAAUCCUUAAACGUAUUUUAAUUUAUGUAUUAAUUUCAUGCUGGAAUUAACUAGUAACUUUCUAUAGCGCUGUCUCACUGCCCUCCAAGACUAAGCUCAUUGAAAUUUUAACACUUUAAUAUUUUGUAAGCACAUGUAGACUUUUAUAGAUUUGGUUUUUUUUUUAGAAGUAGCAGCUCUUUCUACAUUUUAGAGCUGUUUUCAGUUCUUAAAUUUCCAAAAAUUCAAUUCACAUGACAUCGCAACAGCCUGGAAUUCCUAUAGUUUAAAGUGCCUCUACGACAGGCUCUCGUGAUUUGGACUUAAUUUACAGUUUUACACCAAUCAAGAAGCAAUUUGUGAAGGAAUCCUGUAAAAAUAUGUGUUCUAACAGUACCCAGCCCUAUAUCAGACUGUACGUGCAUAUGUUUUGAAGUUGAAGUCCUCGUCUUUCGCUCAGUGAUAACAAACAUAAAUGGACCAUGCCAGUGCUUAGCUCAGGUGCCAGAUUGAGAUAAAAGCCUCUUAAAUGGGGUCUCUUCUGGUUUCUACCUCAUCUACAGGUCAAUAGGAAAACAACUGGAGUAGCAAAUACGUGUAAACUAGUGUCAGGUGAAGGUGGGCAUACUUUGAAAAUGUAUUUAGUUACUCAAUACUGGAAAUCUGCAUUAUAUUUUGCAAUGUUUUCUGAUACAUGGUUCAAUCAGAGUACUGUGUUCUGAAUAGUUUUACUUUGAGUUGCAUUAGAGAAAAGACAACAUAACAAUUAUAAACAGUUUUAUGUUUGUUUGUUUGUUUGUUUGUUAUACUUUUAUUUAUCACUGUGUAUCUGUAUUCUGAAUGUCGGCAAGUUUAUAGGUGCACUGCGUAACCAUCUUGUCUCCAUGGAAAUGUUAUUGCUUUGCCUGAAAUGUCCCACCAUAUGGCAUUAAACAUAUACAUAUCUCUGUGAAGAUAACGCCAGUAGUCUAAGUUACAGGUCAGGUCUGCAGAGAGGAGACCCCUGCUCACAAGAUAGACAUUUGGGCGUUAAUAUUACCAAGAAUACAUCACAUCUUUUUAACGGUAACUCUGAUAAAGUUAUAAAAUAAAUAAGAGCAGAUUUGAAAUGAUGGGAAAUCCUCCCGUUGACAUUAAUGGGUCGAAUACUGUAUUUUUUGGACUAUAAGUCGCUGCGGAGUAUAAGUCGCACUAGCCAAAAAAAUGCGUAAUGAAGAAGAAAACACAUAUAUAACUCGCACUUUUGGGGGGAAAUUUAUUUAUAAAAUCAGAGACCAGGAACUGACAUUUCAUCUUGAAAGGCAAGUUCUAGUAAUAACAAUAAAACAGAGAACAACAGGCUGUUAAUGUCACAUAUGAACAGUUCUUCAGAUAAACUAUAACAUAAACAACAGAACAGAACAAGUUUAACAAACUCUCCAUCUCACUCCAAAUCACUAAAUCCACUCAAUUCUUCAUCCUCGGUGUCACUUCUGAGCAACUCCUCAACCUCUGGAGGUAAACAGAGCGCCGCUUCCUGGUCUGUGUAGCUGUUGUUAGACUCAGCAUCAGUUCCAUUUAGAAUUAUUCCGGCCUUUCUGAAUCCCAACAGGAUGGUUUCAGUUGUCACUGAAGUCCAGGCUUUGUCGAUCCAUCCAGUGACUUCCAGGAGCGUUGCAUAGUGCACCCUGCCAGUUGCUGUGAAUCUGUGUUCUCCAUCCCCACUUUCCUCCAGCUCCUCACAAGUUUCUCGCUCACUCUUUCUGCUGCUCAGUUACAGUUUUCGGCUGAAUAUUUCACUACUUGCAGCAGGACAGAGGCUCUUUCUGCAGAAGACAUGCGCAGUAGAGUGAAGUGUCAGUGGUACAGGAGUAAUAGGAGCAGCAGAUCCUGACACACAAGCCUAGAGCGCCCUCUUGCAGCUGUCAGGACCACCCAAACCAUGAAAAAAGUGCGACUUAUAGUCCGAAAAAUACAGUAGAAGUAAUUAGAAUGAAUGUUUUGCCCAAAUUGUUGUUUUUGUUCCAAUCCCUACCCAUCCUGCUCUGUGGAUUGUGGUGGAUUGAUAAGGAUGAUGAGACAGGAUGGAGGGCUAUGGAACCAGCCUCUAGAAUCUUUUCCAUUUCUUACAAAGAAAUUACAAAAUUAUUUAAAAAUCUAAAAUGAAUGGGUUAAAGGAACAUUAAAAAUUUAGACUAUAGUAAUAAUAAUGCAUGAUUUAUGAUCAGGGCAUUUUGAGCAAUAAAGACACCAGUAAUAUAAUAUAUGGAAGAUUUGUGGAACAAUCCAAGCAAAGCAAUAAAAUUUCUACAGAAGCCAGAAAAGUUACUUAGUGUAUCUUUAAAAUUAACGGUUCUAGGAUACAGUUACUCAAAACAUGUAUUCUGAAAAUGUAUUCUCUGUGCAUGUAUUCAGUUACUUCAUAACAAGGCAGGGCAAUAUGACUAUUUGUAAUCUGAUGCUGAGAUGAUUUGCUAAUUUGUUGAGUUGGUUUCAGUUUCCUGUUUAUAGGCGCCAUUUUGAGUACUUUUCAACAUUUAAACUAUUUAUUAAUCACUAUGUUGUUCGUUUUUCACCACUCUGAAACCCAUGGAUAUUGUGAUUACCGUAAGUACUUUUCAGUUUAAUGCACAGGGAAUAAAAAAAGAAAAAAUUAACUCUGUUGUGCUAUUAACAAUUCAAAACCAAUCUGAUACUUCCAAAAAUAUAGAGUUUUAAAUUGUAAUUUUUUAUUUAUACUACCCAGUGCCUCUCCUUAGUUUAAUUUUGUCAUAUUGCCCUCUCCUUAACUUAUAAUAACUCUAUCUGUAAGAAACAAUGCAAUGAACCCACGACGUAAAAGUAUUUCAUAUAUCGUUUUGACACAUUUGUUUUAGUUUAACUUUUAUUUUAAUUUUUUACUUUUUUUUUUUGCCUUUAUUGUAUACCUCCUAAUCAACCAAUCAAUCCAAAUAAUUGUACUGUAGAUUUUGUUCAUUUAUAUUGUUUUAUGUUUAUGUUUUACGUGACAGGGCAUGUGUGUGUAAACUACAGCAUGUCUGAAUAAAUCCAAACUGGAUCACUA